Messenger RNA from Colletotrichum phormii, 375 nucleotides. RefSeq lists its product as uncharacterized. The coding region runs from base 1 to 375 and encodes 124 amino acids. Lineage: Eukaryota; Fungi; Ascomycota; Sordariomycetes; Glomerellales; Glomerellaceae. The transcript has 3 exons. The record is from RefSeq and is a predicted model, not a curated record.
AUGGCAAACAACGGCCCAUCUAUCAAGAGUGAGCCUGGUGUUCCAGGCUCCGAGGCGUGGGAUGAGGAACGUCUGGAACAGGCUCUGAACGAGCUCAAGCUCUUACAUGUCAAGCUUCGCGGUUUGCGAACGACGAUACCACGAAUGAUGGAACCUUUGUCCGUCAAACAGCCAAGCCCCCAAAUUACCUUCCAAGCGUACAUGGAGUCGGUCGCUGCGGCUAAGAAGGAAGUGCAAGACUUUCAGGACCUAAGGAAGAGCGAAAAGAUAACGAACAUCAUGGAACAUGCCACACAACGUCGGCAAGAGGAGCCUAAUGGUAUAAAGGCAUGGCGAACGACAGACCAUCCUGACUGGACAACGACAGACUCCUAG